Messenger RNA from Eurytemora carolleeae, 1102 nucleotides. RefSeq lists its product as uncharacterized. The record is from RefSeq and is a predicted model, not a curated record. The coding region runs from base 21 to 1091 and encodes 356 amino acids. The transcript has 7 exons. NCBI's taxonomy places the organism in Eukaryota, Metazoa, Arthropoda, Copepoda, Calanoida, Temoridae.
AGAUGGAAAAAUAACAAAAUAUGAAAAUGGAGACAGGGUUGCCCUCACUCAGAAAAUAUGAUUUUCCGCAGUCUGUUGCAGAGGCUCUGAAGAUUAUACACGGAGAGUGUGAGAGAAUGUCUAAGAACGCUGAUUCCCUCUCCCAGGAUUUAGAGAAGCUGACAGAUUAUAUUGAUGAAUAUGUGUUCGGAAACCCUCGAGCUGGGAAACAAAAGAAACUGGGAAGUAUUCAACAGCUCCAGAUAAUACAGGUUCUCACAGAUUACUUCAGCGCAGACACAGAUUUUAGUCUUCUCUGUUCAGUUUUCAUGGUUGUAUUUCUAGCCAAGGGCCGUCAAGUAGAUUUUAAGAUAUCCACGCUGUCCAAGCUCCUAAGCUUGAACCUGGGUGAAGGAAACACCACCUUCCUAAACUGCGCUGCACUAUGGUGGACCCAGCAACCACCUUCCUCUCAACCCUGUAUAACUGUUACUAAAUCCCUAGUACAGGAGUAUAUAACCCUGCUCCCUGAUAAAGAUAUCAGUCUAGCAAAUAUCCCGGAUAGAUCUCCCCUGCUAGCCGGUAUCCUUCUCACAUACUUCAGCGACCUGUAUCCUGCUCCUCAAUCAAACUCAACCUUCUCCCCUCCUCCCAUACAGCUGGUGAGGAUAGGGUUCUCCUGGCUCAAGGAUAAUUUGGAUCUCUGUGGAGCUCUGGGUGAGACGGAGAGCCAAGGUGUUGUGAGUAUGCUGGAACGGAGUCCUGUAUCCGGGAUGUUGGUUUGGACGAUCUUCAGUCCUUUAACUGGGAAAACUGAUGAGAGAUUGCUCUACUCUAAACUACAUUUCACCCUCCUCCAGCAUAUUACAGAGGAGAACUGUAAGUUUUCAAUCCCUCCCGGGUUUCUCUCCAACCUGACUGAGACCUUGCUCUCAACCUUUAAUUCUGGGGGAUUCUCAGAAGCCCAGAUAAAUGAGAGCUUAGACAGGUUUGGACAGAUGUUACAAGCAAGCAGAACUGCAAACACAUGGAUAGAUCAAGAUCUUGUUCUACUUAUUAAUCAGUUACCUUACAACAGGUUGAUCAAUAUCAUACUCUCAAACCUAACCUGAUGUAUUUCAGA